Molecule: messenger RNA, 2601 nt
Organism: Heterocephalus glaber (naked mole-rat)
Lineage: Eukaryota; Metazoa; Chordata; Mammalia; Rodentia; Bathyergidae
Source: RefSeq, a predicted model, not a curated record
CCUCCCAGGUGAUCUUCACUGUAGUCAGCUCCUCAGAGCAUUUGGUGAGACACACGGUCUUACAUUCUGGAGGGCCCAGCGAGAUCCCUGGGUAGGAACCCCCGGUUCGACUGAGACUCCAUGGGAUCCGGCAGGAGACUCUCAGGCACAGACCUCAGAAAACCUCAGGAGGUUUAACUCCAAAACCCUUGAACCCCGCUGGAAGGGACCAUUUCCUGUCAUCCUGGUGACUCCCUCAGCGAUAAAGGUAGCUGGACACUCUUCCUGGAUCCACCACAGCCAUUUAAAGGCAGCACACCCAGAGGAAACAAUGUCAACAUGGCAGAUCGACUGGAUUACAAAGGACCCCCUCAAGAUAAGAUUGAUCAAAGACUAGUUUGGACAAUAUGGGGGUUCUUGGGGCUACUGUUCUUACCAGCCCCAAUGGAAGGAGGAUCUGGACUCCAGCUGGUGUUGUCCAGCCACACUCCCCAGAACUGGACUUGGUCCUUGAAAAAUGCCUUAACAGGAGCUCACAUUGCCACCAUUACUACUGAUAGACAGCCCCAUUUUACUAUAGACCUGUGUUCUCUGGGGCUUCCAAUCAUUAGUGGUGGAGGGGCUGGAUCAAAGAGUAAAGUUUCAUCUGGAAAGAUGGGUAAAGGGGGCUGCAGAGGGAGGUGUGGAACAGAUGAUAAGUUGGAAAAAAACCCCUCCAAGAUAUAGAUAUUUAUGCCUGCCCCAUAGGAAAAAGUAAAAGGUGUGAUGGGGGACCAGGAAACCACUGUCAUCAUUGGGGUUGUGAAUCUAUUGCCCCAUGGAAAAAUAAUGAUGUGUAUUUGGCCUUGGAAUGAUAAACACCAAGUGGUUCAUGUUCCAAAGGAAAAUGUAAUCCCAUCAAGCUAACCUUAAAACAAUGGCAGAAUCCAUAUAAAGAUUGGGAAAAAGGAAAAUCCUGGAUGGUGGCACUUUAUGUGGGUGGAAAGGACCCUGUGACUGACCUCUUCAUUCAGUGUAGCCCAGUAAUAGUACUGCCUAAACCGGUAGGCAACAUUUAUAGGGUCUCCGGCCCCCAAGAAAAAGAAAAGGCAAAAGGAACCUAUAAUGUGUCAUUAGCUGCUCCUGAAUCUCCAAUCCAACCAUACCUAAAAACCCUGGAUGCCAUGUACACCCUGUUAAAUGAGUCUAGCUCCAAUCUUACUCAAGGGUGUUGGCUGUGUUUGAGUCCAUGUCCCCCAUAUUAUGUAGGGUUGGCAGUAAAUGGCACCUUCUCAGAAGCUGACCAGAAUGAGUGUGAUUGGAAACAACUGAGGUUGUCAAUUGGGUAUAUAAAAGGAAAAGGGUCAUGUGUUAAAAAUCCAAGUGUUACAUCUUCUUAUCUGGACAGUAUAUGUUCUUAUCAGACACCCAUCAUCAGUAAUGAAAAAUAUUUAAAAGCUGGAAACAAUGCAUGGUGGGCAUGUACAAAUGGUAUAACUCCCUGUUUAUCCAUGACAGUCCUCAGUCAGGAACUUGAGGUAUGUGUAGUGGUCCACACUUUACCCCAAGUCACUAUAUAUGAAGACCAGGGUUGGGAAUACCUAACUAAGAGAGCACACACCUCAGAGAAGCACCACCCAGCAUUGAUUCCUGUAUUAACUGCAACAGGCAUUGUGGGAUCAGUGGCUCUGGGCGUGACUGCAAUAGGAAUGCAAGACUCUAAUUUCAAGACCCCUGCCCAACAGGUAAAAAUGGUCUUAGGUCUACUUACUGAGUCAGUGUCUCAUUUGCAAAAACAAGUUGAUUCUCUGGCUGAGAUGGUCCUUCAAAACCACUGAGGACUUGACCUCAGGUUUAUGAAAGAGGGAGGGCUAUGUGCAGCCCUAGGAGAGCAAUGUUGCUAUUAUGCUAACAAAUCUGGAAUAAUAAGAGAAACCCUGGCCACUGCAAAUAAACAUCUACAAGAAAGUUAUAAUAGAUUGAUAAAACAGGAGGGAUGGUUCCAGUCAAUGUUUAACUGGUCUCCCUGGAUGACUACCCUUGUUUCUGCCCUUGCUGGACCCCUGUUAAUCUUGUUACUAGCUUUGACUUUCAGCCCAUGUAUUAUUAAUGAGCUUAUGGCCAAUGUAAGGGCCCAGAUAGGAUCUGUUCACCUAAUGAUUUUGAAUCAACAGGCCAAAUAUCAUCCUUUAAGUGAGCUAGAUGAGAAAGAGGAAAGAUGGAGACAAGAAUACCAAGAUAAUGCUGUAUAAGAUUACACAGCCACGGGAAAAAUCAGUGGGGAAUGUGAGACUGAACAACAGUUACUCCAUUUUGUAAUAGGGCCCCAACUUGUCUGCUUCUGUUACGGAUCACCAGGUAGACAUCAAAUUCCAGGGAUGUGCUUGUUGUUGUGCCAGGAAGGUCUGUUGUGUGUGUAGUGUUCCAUCAUGGUUGCCCAACUCCAUAUCUGAAUAUGUUACCUUAAAGACAAUCUGUAAAAGUUCUGUUUUAUCUCUCUCCUCCACUUUUGUGUUUCUGCUUGCCAACUUCCCCUGCAACCCCCUAUAAAAAUAGCCUUGGACUCUGAGCCAGUUUCCUCUCUAAGCUUGGAGCUUGGAGAGUGCUGUCUGGCCAGACUAAUAAAAGUCUGUUUUACUUUAA